Molecule: messenger RNA, 1492 nt
Organism: Musa acuminata AAA Group (dessert banana)
Lineage: Eukaryota; Viridiplantae; Streptophyta; Magnoliopsida; Zingiberales; Musaceae
Product: pseudo histidine-containing phosphotransfer protein 2-like
Exons: 6
Coding region: 741-1283 (180 amino acids)
Biological process (GO): phosphorylation; cytokinin-activated signaling pathway; phosphorelay signal transduction system
Cellular component (GO): nucleus; cytoplasm
Molecular function (GO): histidine phosphotransfer kinase activity; protein histidine kinase binding
Source: RefSeq, a predicted model, not a curated record
UGUUGAUCACAAGAACAUACAGGUGAUGAUUUGUGGCAUGUAGUAGAGCAUCUGAUGACAUACAUAUUGGAUAUGCUUAACAUAUUACCAUCCAUUCUCGAAAUAAAUAAACAGAUAAAGAGUGUAGAUCUGGUUAAUUCAUCAGAAGCUCAUGAAUCACUUGGAUGUCUGCUUAUAAUUUGAUUUGAGAAUUAUAUCCUAUGCGGUUCCAUAUAUCUUAUUCAUCCAAAUCUACUGGCCUUCAAAGCCUUUCAAGUUUUAUGCACAUGCGAGUAAUCUAAAGGUAAAGUCGAACCAGUUCAACAUCACUGCCAAGAGGGUAGUAGACAUUUUCUAGAUGCAAAGAGCACUAAUUGUUUUUAGUUGAUUAGCUGCUGAAGAAUGUCAAUUGUUGAUGUCACUGGGAAAGAACCAUACCAUGCUCCAAAAGCAUCUUGUUAACCAGGAAUGUUUUGCUGCUCUAAGACAUCAUCAAGUAAAGCUAAGGGUGUUCCAUGUACGAAUCAAAGUGCAUAUUGCCCAUGGUGUUGUAGAUACAGCAAAUGAGCCUUUUGGUUCUGUGCUACAUGAGUAGUAUUUUUUCAUGAGCUCCAGCCAAGUUAAUUUUACUCAGAUUCGGUUUUAGUCCAUCUCUUGGAUCUUCAACUGAACCUGCCCCACCAGAGUGAUACAGACUUUGCUAGUGGGUUCUGUGACACACAUCACAAGCCCUUUUCCUGCUCUAUAAAUACCAAUCCAACAUGGCUCUUCAUAUCUCAUCAGCACCUCCUAUCUCUGCAUUCCACCACUUGCUCUGUUUCUUUUUUCACGACACUUAUCCAGAGAUGGAGUAUGCUUCUAGCUUGCAGCGCCAGCUUGCCAGCAUGAAGAAGAACCUCUUUGAUCAGGGAUACCUAGAUGAACAAUUUUAUCAGCUAGAGGAGUUGCAGGAUGAAUCCAGCCCUAAUUUUGUGGAAGAAGUUGUCACCUUGUUCUUCAGGGAUUCAUCCAGAUUGGUGGCUAACAUCGACCAGGCUCUUCAGAAGUACCCUCAAGAUUUUCGUAGGCUGGACAACAUCAUGCACCAGUUGAAGGGUAGUGCUUCCAGCAUCGGUGCUGCAAAGAUGAAGAAUGAGUGCACCAGUUUCAGAGAAUUCUGCAAUAAAGAAAACCGUGAAGGAUGCCUGAGAUCAUUUCAGAAGGUGAAGAAGGAGCAUGCCGUCCUGAAGCAGAAGUUGGAAAACUACUUCCAGUUGCUGAGACAAGAUGGUCCUGUUGACAAAGCGACUCGCUCUGGCAACUGAGAAGAGAGGCUCUCGUUCGUGAAGCCAUGCCGCCGGUGGGAGGCAUGAUGCGCGUCCACUGACCCAUUAUAAAGCCUAGAUUGUGUGAGAAUAAGCAAUGUUGUUACAGUUGAUGUUGGCUGUAGAAUGCAAAAUGGAAUCGAUUAUAUUGUAUCCUCCUCAUCUAUAUAUUAUAUAUAAUUGCAUGAGAACAAGCCAUCUCUUCUUUA